AUGGUUUUAUGUCUAUUACCAGUUCUUCCUCCUGAGUUGAGACCCAUCAUUCAGAUAGAUGGGGGUAAGUUAAUGAGUUCAGAUAUUAAUGAACUCUAUAGAAGAGUUAUCUAUCGGAACAAUACUCUUACUGAUCUAUUAACAACAAGUAGAUCCACGCCAGGGGAAUUAGUAGCCUGA
Molecule: messenger RNA, 180 nt
Organism: Linum tenue
Lineage: Eukaryota; Viridiplantae; Streptophyta; Magnoliopsida; Malpighiales; Linaceae
Source: the annotation of a GenBank genome assembly